Phytophthora nicotianae INRA-310 is the source of this 2068-nucleotide messenger RNA. Its product is annotated as PEK protein kinase. Gene Ontology annotation, biological process: protein phosphorylation. Gene Ontology annotation, molecular function: protein kinase activity; ATP binding. The coding region runs from base 1 to 1947 and encodes 648 amino acids. The record is from RefSeq and is a predicted model, not a curated record. The transcript has a single exon. NCBI's taxonomy places the organism in Eukaryota, Oomycota, Peronosporomycetes, Peronosporales, Peronosporaceae.
AUGCUCCGAUCGUCGAAAAGCCCUGUGUGUGUCGACAAGAAGAAGAACUCCACCACCCCGCCGAAACCCAGGCAAAGCCCGGUGGUUCUGCCGCUUUCGCGAUGCUUGUCAACUCCCGUUCAGAACGGUAAACCAGUGCAACAAUGCGCCAUAAGUCCGCCGGCUUCUCAACGUCGGGAACGACCGGGAGAACGGCCCGGAAGUGGGCUCUUUGAACGCUCUAAUCCCUUUGAAACGGACUUUGGAGAGAAGGAACUGAUCGCUCAAGGAGGAUUCGGCAAAGUGUACAAGUGCAAGUCGAGUAUCGAUGGACACUGGUACGCUGUGAAACUGGAGCAGUUCUGGUUCAAACCGGAGACGUAUUUCAACCCGUCCGAGGUACGCGACGUCAUGAUGAACGAAGCUCUUGUUUUAGCCGGCCUGGACCACGAAAACGUCUGCCGGUACUACAACACGUGGGUGCUUGGGUCGCUCAUUCCAGCGGUGAAUAAAGGACAAGAGGUCGAGCAACCAGAAAGCCCGUGUUACGCUCCUACCCACACACUGACUAGACGAACAAGUAGCCCAGCAGGGUCAUCCCGAUCAAUCUUCAUUUCUACGAGUGAGUCGGUGGAUAUCGACGAUGAGGUCAUGAGCUCGUCGAAUUACUCCGACGCGUACUCUUACGACCCCGAAGACGACAACGUGGCUAGUUUUACCGAUCUGGGCUUUGAAAUGGAAGAAACUGAGGAAAAUGAACGCAACGUUAGUCCUCGACAAUCGCUGGCUCGAUCGCAGCGCCUUGCUGCCGGGAAGACAAGUCCUCGACGCAUUAACGAAGACGGUGACGAGUCUUUCAAUCGACAGUCAAGCAUGGAGCGCCCACCUAAAUCGUGGGAGUCCUCCACAUCGAACGGAGGGGCUUUCAUCACUCAGAUCGAUGUGUACAUUCAAAUGGCACUCUAUGAGGGGAAGUCACUGCGAGACUGGAUUGAUCAACGCAAGUCUGGAGAGAUCGACGUCUCCAAGAACAUGCACAUCUUCCGACAGAUCGUCAAUGGUCUCAAAUAUGUUCACUCGAAGGGACUUGUGCAUCGCGAUAUCAAACCAGCCAACAUCUUCCUCACUCGGGAGUUCUGCGUCAAGAUCGGAGACUUUGGAUUAUCCAAGAACACUCUACAGACCAGUCUGAACCUCCACCCGUCUCGCUAUCUCUGCGAGGAAGGAUACGAUAGCUUCGACUCUAUGUCGUGCAACAGCACAGAUGAGGAGAUGGAGGAGGUCUCUGAGUUCUCGGUGGGUGUAGGAACCCCACUUUACAGCAGUCCAGAACAAACCAACGGGUUGCAAACAUGUGUCGCUCCUAGUGACGUUUACAGUCUUGGUGUUCUCCUGUGUGAACUCUUUUGCACCUUCACGACGCAGAUGGAGCGCUAUGUGGUUCUCAGCAAUGUUCGUAAGGGUCAGUUACCUCCGUCGCUUGUGGAUGAGCACCCACAGAUCAGUGAACUCAUUUGCGCCAUGGUACAAGACGAACCUCAACUACGUCCUACCUGCGCUGAAAUCCUCGAAUGUGGCAUCUUCGAACACCAAAAACUGCACUUUCAUCAUCGUAACCCUUGCUCAGGCGUCAGUCCACUAGCUCGAGUCUUACUGACUCAUGGCAACUGCAGCUCGACAGUGUUGAACUUGCUCCGGUCGAUUGUGCGACUAGAACAAGAGGAAGAAGCCUUUUUGCUUCAACUGGAGACGACGGACAAGCAUAAAGCGCAGGAUACUGGUGACAGCGUACGUCCAGCCGAAAGGAUAGCAGAUCCAACCUCUCCUCCGACUGAACUACACGUGUCUACCAGUGUAAAGCUUCUUCCAAACGGAGCAUUGACGGCGAAGACCAUCCACGAAUUGAAGCGACUGGGUCACGAACGACGUCGGCUUUUGGACAGUGCUCUUCAUGAACUCCAGAUGUGAGGUGCUUGCUGAAUUUCCUGUAUAAUAGAUAUCUGCACAUUGUGCACAAUGUACUUCGAUGCGAGAAAAAAAAAUUAACUCAGUUGUUCCACACAAAAGCAUUAAAACGUGUGAAGAUGCC